AUGUUGGGUUUGGUAGAAACAAAGAAAGAGAUUAUCACUAAAUAUGAUGUAGUACAUAUUUGGGGAAGUAACAGAGCAUGUUGGGAGUUUGUAAGUUCAAGCGAGGCUUCUGGUGGGUUAUUGUUAAUAUGGGAUGAAAUGGUUUUUAAAUUGUCUAACUGCUAUAAAGGAGAUAGAUGGUUGUGCAUAGAAGGAAUGGUGGUGAAAGAGAAUUUUCAUUGUGCUGUUUGCCUAGUGUAUGGACCACACGUGAGAGCUGAGAAGAACUCCAUGUGGGAAGAAUUGAGUUAUCUUGCAGGACUGUGUCAGGUGCCUUUUUGCUUUUGGGGGGAUUUUAAUGAAAUCUUGCAUGUGGAAGAAAGGAAAGGAGCGACUAGCUUAUCUGUGUCUGCGGAAGAUUUUAAAUCAUGGAUAAAUGACAUGGAGCUGGUUGAUUUGCCACUAAAUGACCGAAAGUAUACUUGGUUUAGGGGACAGUCAUGCAGUCGUAUUGAUCGAAGCCUAGUUUCAUUGGGAUGGCUUGAUGUGUAUCCGGAGACGCGCUUGAGAGGUGGGCCAAGAGGAUUAUCAGAUCACUGCCCUAUGAUUAUGGAAGACAGCAGGAAAUCUGAAGGGCCAAGACCAUUCUGA
Messenger RNA from Arachis duranensis, 630 nucleotides. RefSeq lists its product as uncharacterized. Bases 1 to 630 code for a protein of 209 amino acids. The transcript has a single exon. The record is from RefSeq and is a predicted model, not a curated record. NCBI's taxonomy places the organism in Eukaryota, Viridiplantae, Streptophyta, Magnoliopsida, Fabales, Fabaceae.